This is a messenger RNA of Mesocricetus auratus (golden hamster), 1551 nucleotides long. RefSeq names its product protein NDRG3-like. Gene Ontology annotation, biological process: signal transduction. Lineage: Eukaryota; Metazoa; Chordata; Mammalia; Rodentia; Cricetidae. The record is from RefSeq and is a predicted model, not a curated record. Gene Ontology annotation, cellular component: cytoplasm. Bases 159 to 1421 code for a protein of 420 amino acids. The transcript has 16 exons.
AGAAAGAGCCAAUGAGACAGAUGAAGGUUGACUCCAGCAGGAAGGCAGUGGCAGCUCACACCCUGAAGUGGCCUGACCAUUGAAUCAGCCAGGGUCUCUGCGCCAAUUCCCCACAUGGAGUCUUGUUCAAGCUGUCCAUACACUAAUUUACAACAGAUAUGUGUACAAAUCCCGGUGGAGUGUGUAUGAUGGAGAAGAGAGCUGUGCACAUGCCUCUGGGCACAUGUGGGGGUCAGAGACAGUUUUGUGGAGUCUUCCCUUGUCUACUUGGGAUCAGACUUACAUUUCCAUCUUCAGCAGAAUAUGACAUAGAGACACUCCAUGGUAUAGUUCACGUCACCAUGAGGGGAUCACUGAAGGGAAGUAGACCGGUUAUCCUGACAUACCAUGACGUUGGGCUUAACCAUAAAUCCUGUUUCAACACGUUCUUCAACUUCGAGGACAUGCAGGAGAUCACUCAGCACUUUGCGGUCUGUCACGUGGACGCCCCAGGCCAGCAAGAAGGGGCACCCUCCUUCCCAACAGGGUAUCAGUACCCCACCAUGGAUGAGCUAGCUGAAAUGCUGCCUCGCAUUCUUACACACUUUAGUUUGAAGAGCAUCAUUGGUAUUGGCGUUGGAGCAGGAGCCUACAUCCUCAGCCGGUUUGCACUCAAUCAUCCUGAACUGGUAGAAGGUCUUGUGCUCAUUAACAUUGACCCGUGUGCUAAAGGCUGGAUUGACUGGGCAGCUUCCAAACUCUCAGGCUUGACGACCAACAUUGUGGACAUAAUUUUGGCUCAUCACUUUGGGCAGGAAGAGCUGAGGACCAACCUGGAACUGAUUCAAAGUUACAGACUACGAAUUGCCCAAGAUAUCAACCAAGGAAACCUAGAGCUUUUCCUGCGUUCUUAUGAUAGACGAAGAGACCUGAAGAUUAAAAGACCCAAACCAGGCCAAAAUGACAACAGGUUGAAAACAUUAAAGUGUUCUACUUUACUGGUGGUAGGAGACAAUUCACCUGCUGUGGAGGCUGUGGUUGAAUGUAAUUCUCGCCUCGACCCUGUAAAUACAACUUUAUUGAAGUGUCCCCGACAGGAGCUCCAGCUGAGUGUGUCUGAACUGGAGCCUCUGUUCACGCAUUUGGGCCACUGCAGACAGCUUGUGAGGCAGAUGGCAGACUGUGGAGGACUGCCCCAAGUAGUUCAGCCUGGAAAGCUCACUGAGGCCUUCAAGUACUUUUUGCAGGGAAUGGGCUACAUACCAUCUGCCAGCAUGACCCGGCUCGCUCGAUCUCGAACCCACUCAGCCCCCAGUAACAUUGGAUCUGAAAAAAUUUAUUUCAGCCAACCUGUGACCAUUGAUCAGUCCGAUGGAGCUCAAGAAGCCCGUGAGGCCCCUAGUCUCCUAAACACACCCCAGACCAUGGAGGUGUCUUGCUAAGCAGAUGGGUCCUCCCUGGACCAUGCAAGCCCCUCCUUUAGAUGCCCAUAAUAGAACAUUUCAUUCCAUCUGCUGGCCUCCAUUUUCUUUCACUUAUGCAUGGCCACAGCAUCUGUCCCUCCCCUUCCUC